Messenger RNA from Triticum aestivum (bread wheat), 2675 nucleotides. RefSeq names its product pentatricopeptide repeat-containing protein At3g47530-like. The transcript has a single exon. Gene Ontology annotation, biological process: RNA modification. The annotation marks the transcript as partial. Gene Ontology annotation, molecular function: protein binding; zinc ion binding; RNA binding. NCBI's taxonomy places the organism in Eukaryota, Viridiplantae, Streptophyta, Magnoliopsida, Poales, Poaceae. The record is from RefSeq and is a predicted model, not a curated record.
ACGACGCCGUCACUCCCGUCUCCCGCCCUCUCGUGCCACUGCCAUGGCACUGGCGCCGCGUGUGUCGCGCGCCCUCCGCCCCGUCCCCUCCGCAUCCCCCUCCCCGCCGCCGCCGCGCUCCUCGCCUCGGCAUCGCCUCUCCCGGUGCGCCGCUUCCUCCAGCUCCACGCGCACCUGCUCCGCACGGGCGUCCUCCCCCUCGCGCCCGCCGCCGCCGCCGCGCUCCUCUCACUCGCGGCCGCCUCCCUCCCGCCCCUCCGCGCGCUCGCCGUCCUCCACCACCACCUCACCCCGGCCUCCGUCCCCUCCACUUUCUGCUGCAACUCCAUCCUCCGCUCCCUCUCGGAGCCCAGCGCCCUCGGCUUCCUCCGCCGCAUGCGCGGCCUCGGGCGCCGCGGGAACGCCUUCUCCCUGGCCAUCAUCCUCAAGCCCUGCCGCACCCUCGCCCACGCGCGCCAGCUGCACGCCAACGUCGUGGCCGAGGGCCACCUCCGCGACGCCCUUCUGGCCACCUCGCUGAUGCGGUCCUAUGCCACCUGUGGCGCCGGGGACAGCGCGCGCAAGGUGUUCGACGAAAUGCUUGUCAAGGACACCGUCGCGUGGAACGUUCUCAUCACUUGCUACGCGAGGAAUAAGAGGACGAAGGACACUCUGAGGCUCUUCGAUGAGAUGAGGAAAGGUGAUGGUGAGGCGGGGCCGGAUGAGGUGACCUGCAUUCUGCUCCUCCAGGCAUGCACGAGCCUGGGCGCGCUCGACUUCGGGGAGAAGAUCUGGGAGUAUGCGGUGGAACAUGGUUAUGGUGGCGAGCUGAAGGUGCGCAACUCAUUGAUCACGAUGUACACGAGGUGCGGGUGUGUGGAGAAGGCGUACCAGGUUUUCUGUGAGACUCCUCGGAAGAGUGUGGUCACAUGGAGUGCGAUGAUCUCGGGAUUAGCAGCAAAUGGCUUCGGGGAGGAUGCUAUCUUGGCAUUUGAGGAAAUGAGUAAAUCAGGUGUUGCUCCUGAUGCGCAGACUUUUACUGGUGUGCUCUCUGCAUGCAGCCAUAGUGGGUUGGUUGAUGAGGGUUUCAGGUUUUUUGAUAUGAUGCGCUGUGAGUAUCAGAUGAUGCCAAAUGUUCGCCAUUAUGGAUGCAUUGUUGAUCUAAUGGGCCGUGCUGGGUUGCUUGAUGAAGCAUACCAGCUUGUGGUUAAAGAGAUGAAGGUUGCACCUGAUGCGACAAUUUGGCGAACUCUUCUUGGUACAUGCCGGGUGCAUGGUCAUGUUGAUCUUGGAGAGAAGCUCAUCAGUCAUCUAAUUGAACUGAAAGCGCAGCAAGCUGGUGAUUAUGUUCUACUGUUAAAUACCUAUGCGGCGGUUGGGGAUUGGAUAAAGGUAGCGGAAGUUAGGAAGUUGAUGAAGGAGAAUGGAAUCCAAACUACCCCUGGCUGCACAACUGUAGAGCUUAACGGUGAGCUCCAUGAAUUUAUUGCAGAUGAUGAUUCACAUCCAAGAAAGGCUGAGAUUUACGGGAAGCUUGAUGAGAUAAACAGGCAUUUGAGAAUUGCUGGUUAUGUUCCAAAUGUGUCAUCUGAGUUGCAUGAUUUGGAUUCAGAGGGGAAGGAAUGUGCCCUGACCUAUCACAGUGAAAAGCUAGCAAUCGCUUUUGCUCUUCUUGUGAUGCCACAGCGUAGACCAAUACGGCUGGCAAAGAAUCUCCGUGUUUGUGUAGAUUGCCACAAUUUCACGAAGGUAUUUUCUGGCGUUUAUAACCGAUUAGUGAUUGUAAGAGACAGAACCCGAUUUCAUCAUUUCGAGGGAGGCCAGUGUUCAUGCAAUGAUUAUUGGUAGAGCAUCCUUUAUGGUGGAUAUCAAAGAUUUGAAGUGUCCAUGCACAUUUGAUGUCAGGACCUCAAAUUUGCAACCUUGAUACCAAAUGACACUUGAUGACCAGAUGUGAUGUGAUUCAGUGAUUGCCAGGCAUUCUACUAUUAGGGCAUAUCGACCCAAUUCCACAAGGAAAAAAACAUAAGUUGCUUUAUAUGGACUGCAGUCACAUCUGUGUGCAGGGUCUUCCCUCAAAGAGUGAUGUCUGAGACUUGGCAGUGGUUCAGUUAGAAAGACUGUACAUGCUGCUUAUAGGAGCACCCUUGUAAUAAGCAUGCUUUGUUGGCAUGCAAUAUAGGACAUCCUUGGCUAAAAGCGGAACAGAAAGAGAUGACGGAUUGUGGCAGCUUCUUGUUGGUCUGACACAUCAGGUUUCGUAGACAAGCACUACAAGCACAAACAGUAAGCAUAAUAAAGCCAAUAUCUGUGUAAGCCUGAGAAUUUUGACUAAGCUUGGCUAUUUCAGUUUGGCAGCAGUGAUUAUAUUAAAAUCAAGUCAGUAAACCUCCAUACCUAUUUUCAAGGACCAUUGGCAUUAUAUGCAUGACAAUGCGACAAUGUUGAAAUGCAAGGCGCUCAAUUGCAGUCAUCUGAACAAGUUGAAAAUACAUGGUUCAUUGAUUCCCCAUAAGUAAUACUUUGAACAGCAGCACCAGUAUCCUUCUGCAUUUUCUUUGACAGCAAUUCUGUUUCAGCAGAGCUUGCUGUACUGACCAAUUCUGUUUCAGCAGCAGCUCGAUGAAUUCAUGAUCGUUGAUGUGAUACUCAAGAGCUUCACAAUCAGAUAGCAGGAGAUGCAUUUUCCACUGGCA